AUGGUUUCACCCGAUGAAUCCCAGCUCAGUCGAGCUGCGCGCUAUGCCGUUCCUUUCGGUUUGCUGCUCAUCCCCCUCUGGAUGAUCCGUGUCAACGCGGUUGUCCCGGAGCCAUACCUCGACGAGGUAUUUCACGCUCCCCAGGCUCAGGCAUACUGGGCGCACAAGUGGGAGCAAUGGGAUCCAAAGCUGACUACCCCGCCGGGUCUGUAUCUGUGGUCUUACGUGCUCUGCGCGGCGUUGCUUCUGCUUCGUGGUGAGCCGACGAAGCUCACAACCGAGGUUCUACGUAUGACGAAUGUUGCUACUACUGCUAUCUUCCUUCCUUGGAGUUUGCAGGCGCUGCUCGAUAAAAUUCAGAAGGUGAAGAAUGACCGGAACUUGAGCUCGUAUUUGGGUCAUACUGCGUUGAACAUUUGCUUGUUCCCACCGUUGUUCUUUUUCUCGGGUCUGUACUAUACAGACAUUCUUGCCCUUCUCGCCGUGGUUGAGGCCUACAAUUGGGAUCUCAAGAGGAGCUCGGGUGGUAUUCUGCCGACGCUGGGCUUCUUGGCCUUCGGUUUGGCUGCACUUGUCUGUCGGCAGACGAAUAUCUUUUGGAUCUCUGUCUUCUUUGGUGGACUUCAAGUUGUCCGGAAUAUUACAACGUCGUCUUCUACUUGCUCUUCGUCUAAGAUCUCUAAGAUCGUGAAACAGGGAAUGCAGCAGAACGAGCUCUAUGAUCCUCUGGUCUCGGAAGCUACCUUGGCUGACUACUUCAAGACCAUCAUCUCAUUCACAGCUGUUGCUGCGAAGAGACCAUUUGCUGUGCUCAUCUCUGUUAUUCCUCAUCUCAUUGUCCUCGCUGCCUUCGGUGGUUUUGUGAUUUGGAACAACGGUGUCGUCUUAGGCCACAAAGAGUUCCAUACUGCGAGCAUUCACUUGGCCCAGAUGCUAUACAUCUGGCCUUACUUUGCCUUCUUCUCGUGGCCACUUUUCGUGAUACCUCUGAUCAACAUCCUUGUCCCCAAGAAGUCUAUCCCCGAGUCUCUGGAUCUGGGCUGGCCAGCAAAGCAGAGAAAACUUCCAUCAUACAAAGCUGUCCUAGCUGUGAUUCCUCUCAUGCUUGCCGUGGUUCAUUUCAACACCAUCGUGCACCCCUUCACCCUCGCUGAUAACCGCCACUAUGUAUUCUACGUGUUCCGCCUUCUCCUUAACAUCCACCCAGCAGUAAAGUACGCCGCAGUCUUGGUGUACUUCCUCUCCGGCUGGACUGUGAUUUCGGCCUUUGGAUUCUCUACUCUGGUCGUGGCACCCAAAUUGAUGCGCGUCCCAGAGAAGCCUGCACCAACUGCCUCUACUCCUGCUCCUGCUCCAGCUCCGGCCCCUACCCCAGCCCCUACUCCUGCACCAGCAGCCAAACCUACUCAGCCUUCCCAGCCACCUAAGGGAACAAAGAGGACCACCCGACCCAACCGCAAGCCUGCCCCCAAACCCAAACAACCAGAUGAACAACCCAAGACCAACACCAUCGAUCCAAAUGAUCCCGCAGUCAUCGCCAGGAUCCAACGAUCGAUCCUGACACGCCAAAAGACCCAGCUCGAAGCACCCCGUGUCAGCUUCGUCCUAAUCUGGCUUGCCGCAACCGCAUUGUCCCUCAUCACUGCACCCCUGGUUGAACCCCGCUACUUCAUCAUCCCCUGGGUGAUGUGGCGUCUCCAUCUGCCCCCAUCACCAGGUCUGCUCAAGUACCGAAUCACCCGUCCUCGCAAUGAAGAAGACAAGCGCGCUGCUGACUUCGUGGUCAACUCUCCCAAAUUCCUGGAGACGGCUUGGUUCUUGCUCAUCAACUUGGUGACUGGUUAUGUCUUCUUGUACAAGGGCUUCGAGUGGCCCCAGGAGCCUGGAAAAAUCCAGCGCUUCAUGUGGUGA
Messenger RNA from Penicillium nucicola, 1911 nucleotides. RefSeq names its product dolichyl-P-Glc:Glc(2)Man(9)GlcNAc(2)-PP-dolichol alpha-1,2- glucosyltransferase (gene alg10). Gene Ontology annotation, cellular component: endoplasmic reticulum. The transcript is spliced from 3 exons. Gene Ontology annotation, molecular function: dolichyl pyrophosphate Glc2Man9GlcNAc2 alpha-1,2-glucosyltransferase activity. Bases 1 to 1911 code for a protein of 636 amino acids. The record is from RefSeq and is a predicted model, not a curated record. NCBI's taxonomy places the organism in Eukaryota, Fungi, Ascomycota, Eurotiomycetes, Eurotiales, Aspergillaceae. Gene Ontology annotation, biological process: protein N-linked glycosylation; dolichol-linked oligosaccharide biosynthetic process.